Lepus europaeus (European hare) is the source of this 6362-nucleotide messenger RNA. It is a transcript of the gene ZBTB49, whose product is annotated as zinc finger and BTB domain containing 49. Gene Ontology annotation, biological process: regulation of transcription by RNA polymerase II. The transcript has 10 exons. The record is from RefSeq and is a predicted model, not a curated record. The coding region runs from base 3718 to 6141 and encodes 807 amino acids. Gene Ontology annotation, cellular component: nucleus. Gene Ontology annotation, molecular function: DNA-binding transcription factor activity, RNA polymerase II-specific; protein binding; RNA polymerase II cis-regulatory region sequence-specific DNA binding. NCBI's taxonomy places the organism in Eukaryota, Metazoa, Chordata, Mammalia, Lagomorpha, Leporidae.
CGGAGCCCGGCCGGCGCGCUGAGGGCGGUGGGCGCCGGCGGAGGGGAGGCGUCGGGGCGCGGAGCGGCCGCCGACGGCCACAGCAGAGAGCUGGAUCAGAAGCAGAGCAGCUGGGACUCGAACCGGCCCCUCUAUGGGAUGCCGGCAACACAAGCAAGGAUUAACCUACUGCUCCAAUUCGCCGGCCCCGCCAAGAACCUCCAAUGCAAGUGUUUGGAACAACGUCCGGCGGGUUAAGCCUCUUCCUGGGACACCCACAUCCCAUGGGAACGCUGGUUGUAGUCCAGGCUGCACCACUUCUGAUCCAGCUCCCUGCCAGUGUGCUUGGGAAGGCGGCAGAAGGGGUCCAAGCCCUUGGGUCUCUGCCAGCCACGUGGGAGACCCAGCUGGAAUCCUAGGUUCCUGGCUUCAGUCUGGCCGUGUGGCCAUUUUGGGGAGUGAACCAGCUGAUGGAAGUUCCUCUCUCUCUCUGUAUCUCUGCCUUUCAAAUAAAAAGAUACCGAACAGGAAAGAAUUUUAAAAAUUUAAAACACGGAAGUACUCGAGCUGUCUUGCGUGUCAGGGGACAGAAACGGACUUCAUCCUUGCGUGUGCCUUCCUGCAUUUUGUUCUCACGUGGUAUUGAAAGUUCAGGAAGGGUGAGCUCGCUCUCUGCAGAACAAAGCUCUCAGCACACGUGUCUCUUCCACCAGGAAGCUUCCCCGGUUCAUUUCUGCUCCCUGUGUCGAGUGGCUGUGGCCCAGUGCUGCACUCCUGAAGACAAGGGGUCGUCUUCCUGGGGUGAUCACUGUCGCGCCCGUGGCGCCUGGCACAUAGCGGGUGCCCUGUGGGGAGGUGAGAGACACAGCCUGUUCAGUUUAGCAGCGUUCCACCCCAGGAGUCGCGUGUGCGUAUUCGGCACAUAGCCUCUGUGUGAGCUGGCCUGUGCGGUGUGAUGGAGUUGGUAGAAACCUAAGACCCAGGUGUGUUUGCUCACACCCGCACGAGGCUGGCUUGGUGCUGCGGUGCCUCGACUGCGGCUCCUGGAGAAGUAGCCUGUCUGACAGCGUCGCUGGAAGACGUCCACCGGUUCUGUCCUUUGGUGUUUGCCGAGUUGGUAGAGUUGGCCCAGGGCGCGGGAAGGCCUGUGUUCCGGGAGCCCUCUGUGGGGUUAAGUUCCCUGGGACGCGUGACGCGGUUUAGAUGCACGUCUUCACUCACGUCAGUUGAGGCUGUUAUCUGGUGCCAUACAGUCCACCUUUCCACCAUGAUGUUCCUGGUGUGGAUUUGUGGCUUUUAUCUGCGAUUUUUGCUGGUUUUAUCCGCGAGGAGGAGAGGCCGAGAUGUCUCCUCUGCUGGUUCACUCCCCGGAUGCCCGCAGCAGCCAGGAGCCGGGCACUCGAUCUGGGUCUCCCAUGUGGCAGGGACCCAGCUGCUUGCGUCCUCGCCUGCUGCUUCUCUGGGUGUGCGUUAGCCGGAAGCUGGAAUUGGGAGCAGAGCUGGGACUCGGGCCGGGCACUCUGAUACAGAAAUGCGGGCGUCCCCGGCAGCCCUCCCAGUCCCUUGGCGCAAUGCCUGCUCCCGUUCGUAGGUUUUAGAGCAAGAAGAAACCUCCGAGUCCAAUGGGGACGCUCUCCAUUUUCACAGACAAACAGAUGGAGAGCAUCCAUGCACCCAAAGGCUGUGUGUAAGACACCCGCUGGGCACAGAGGCACCCUGGUCACAGAGAUACAGCAGUGUCCGCACCACACGAGACUUCUGCUUCUUGUCACCGUUAGCUGCAAAGAUGGAAGAGCUGCCUGUGCCCCCUCCGUCACGCCCAGGCCGGCACUGUGCACACCGUACAGCAGGGCCUGCCUGGCGGCUACCUGAGGAGGUAGAUGACUUGCCUUUGCUUUGAGUGCACAGUUCGCAGUAGUGAUUAGGAAGUGUGGGUUUUGGAGUCUGUCCCUGGUUUGAAUCCUGACUCUGCCUUUACUUGAUGACCUACUUUCAGCUGUGUGGCCGUCUUCUCUGUACUUGGGGUCAGGUUAUCUAGUGCCCUGCCACAAACCACCCCCAAGCUCAGUGCCUUUGAAACCAUUUUGUCUGAAAAUGUUGGGGUCAGGAAUCCAGGAGGGCGUGCACUGGUGGAUUCUUGGUUGCACGUGGUGUCGUCCAGAGGAGGACCGCCCUGGAGAGUCAGGUGGCCGUGGGGAGGGAUCGCCAACCCCAGCCACGGCCCUGCCCUUCUCCACGUCUUCUGCAGGCGGCUCAGACCUCCCAGAGCCAGUCAGGAAGACGACGAGGGGAACUCGUUAGCUCCCAAGGCCUGGGCUCAGAAGUGAGCACAGCCUUCAGCCUGCUUUCUCCGAGUUCUGGGGACAACAGAGCCUGCUCAGGUUAAGAGACAGGAACCUGGACUCCACGUCCCGAUGGACGUGUGGCCUUCUUUCACCUACGGCCCUCGCCGUCGUUUGCCGCACGUGGGGUAACAGCGGUGGCUCCCAGAUGGUCCUGCUGGGUCGGCUGUGAAGGGCUCGGCCCAGUUCCUGGUGCGUAGGUGCGUCUGUAGGUGCUUGUAUCACUGUUGUGAUUAGCUGUGUUCCUAUCGGUAGUUGUCUACAGAGCGUGUCAGAAAUACAAGAUCCACAUUCUUUUUCCAGAGCUGCUCCUGACCGUGUUGGGGAGGUACAGGACUGACUUCAGGAGGUAAUUUAGAGAACUGUAGUUAUUUUUUAAUUCAAAAAUAAAUUUUGGGGCCUGGCUCUGUGCGCAGGAGGUUAAUCCUCCACCUGCGGCGCCGGCAUCCCAUAUGGGCGCUGGUUCUAGUCCCGGCUGCCCCUCUUCCAAUCCAGCUUUGUGCCGUGGCCUGGGAAAGCAGUGGAAGGUUGCCCGAGCUCUUGGGCCCCUGCACCCACGUGGGAGACCCCAGAAGAAGCUCCUGCCUUCGGAUUGGCACAGCUUCAGCCGUUGCGGCCAUCUGGGGAGUGAAACAACAGAGGGAAGACUUUUUUUCUGUCUGUAACUCUACCUCUCAAAUAAAUAUCUUUAAAAAAAAAAGUAAAUUGUGGGGGCCGGUGCUGUGUUGUAGUAGGUUAAGCCUCUGCCUGCAGUGCUGGCCUUCUAUAUGGGCACUGGUUCAAGUCCCUGCUGCUCCACUUUUGACCCAGCUCCCUGCUAAUGUGCCUGGAAAAGCAGUGGAAGAUGGUCCAAGUGCUUGGGCCCCUGCACCUACCAGUGAGACCCAGAAGAAGCUCCUGGCUUCAGUCUGGCCCAGCCCUGACCAUUGCAGCCAUUUGGGGAAUGAACCAGUGGAUGGAAGGUCUCUCUCUCUGCCUCUCUCUCAUUCUCUGUAGCUCUGGCUUUCAAUGAACUAAAUAAAAAAAUUUUUUUUAAAAGAAUUGUGGAAGGGUUCAUAACUUUGUAUAUCAUAAUUCCAGGAGUUGGUCCAAAGAAUUGUUUCCAUUAUUUCUGUAGAGCUAGAAAUGUCUAAUGAAGGUUCAGGAUAGUUGCUGUAUUUUAACAUUGGUUUGUGGGUGAAAGUUUUGUGUUUUGUUUUCAAGGUCUUCCCACGGGAGCCAGUGAAGCCUAAGAACAGGGACCCCCGGGUCUCGGAAUUGAAGGCCCAGCUUUGGCACGUGGUGGCUUUAUGGUCCCAGACAAGCUGCCUGACCUCCCCACUGCUGUUUCUUCACCUGGAAAUUGUGCUAGCGGAGCCUUUAGAAGUGCUUGAGUCAGUGGAUAGUCCUGCAGUACAUGCCACAUGUCAGAUACUCAAGGCCACACGUGGCCAACGGCAGCCACGUUCACGCGCGGAUGGCCCUGCUCCACAGCCCUGGCCUCGGUGCCCCACGAAUGGAGUUUCUCAGGGGUCUCACACGGUUUGGCAUGGACCCUGUGGCCACCCACAGCUGCCACCUGCUGCAGCAGCUGCACGAGCAGCGCAUCCAGGGCCUGCUGUGUGACUGCAUGCUGGUGGUGAGAGGCGUGUGCUUCAAGGCGCACAAGAACGUGCUGGCCGCCUUCAGCCACUACUUCCGGUAUCUUUCUGUUACCAGGAGCCUCUUUCAGAACUCUUCCAGCCAGAAGAAUGACGUGUUUCACCUGGACGUUAAAAAUGUGAGCGGCAUAGGGCAGAUCCUGGACUUCAUGUACACGUCCCACCUGGAUCUGAAUCAGGACAACAUCCAAGUCAUGCUGGACACCGCGCAGUGUCUGCAAGUGCAGAACGUCCUCACGCUGUGUCACACCUUUUUAAAAUCCACCACGGUGGACCAGCCCGCUGGCCUGCCGUGUAACAGCGUGUUCUCCCUGCAGGGGGCGCUGACCCCAGAGGGUCCCUGUGUCCUGAGUGACAGCUACCCUCCUCACUUACUGCAGGAGUGCGCGGCGGACGCACCGCCCGGCAAGGUUCUGGAUGAGUCGCAGUCUCAGGCGCAGCCGACCGUCAGCCUUCCUCACGCCGCAGCUGACAUCGCCAAGCAAGCCCCGGACACGCUGGACGGUGGCUGCGCGGACCUGGCUUUCCGACAGCCGAGCUACUACUACAAGCUCAGGAACCUUUACAGCAAGCACUACAAGCAGGCCGCCUGCCCGAGCCACGAGCGCGUUGUGGAGCAGCCCUUCGCGUUCAGCUCCAACGGAGACCUCGCCGCCGCCGUGGAAAACCAGCCCUGCGCCGUGGGCCCCUCCGCGUGCCUGCUGGAGUCUCCGGAGCACCUGCCUUCCAACUUCCUGGCCCAGCCUCUGAGCAGCUCUGCCCCAGACCCUGAGCCGGACGCCGGCUGCCAGCAGCCCACCAAACAGAUGAGGCUGAAGAAGGCCGUCCAUCUCAAGAAGCUGAACUUCCUGAGGUCCCAGAAGCUGGCAGAGCAGGCCUGCGCCCCCGCGUCGGUGGGCGACGGGUUAGCCCAGGGGAUGGAAGCCACCUGCGAGAACGCCGGGGAGAAGGCCCGCAGCCAGAGUCCCCAUGAACAGGAAAGGGAGGACCUGGUCCCCCCGGAGAGUGACGUGGAGGUGCCCGAGGCCCCGGGGGCGCCGGACGAGCAGGCUCAGGCCCUGCAGGCCCAGAGGCAGUACGCGUGCGAGUUGUGCGGGAAGCCUUUUAAACACCCCAGCAACCUGGAGCUCCACAAACGGUCGCAUACAGGUGAGAAACCUUUUGAAUGUAACAUUUGUGGGAAGCAUUUCUCUCAGGCAGGUAACUUGCAGACCCACUUGCGUCGGCAUUCCGGUGAAAAGCCCUACAUCUGCGAGAUCUGCGGGAAGAGGUUCGCAGCCUCUGGCGACGUCCAGCGGCACAUCAUCAUCCACUCAGGAGAGAAGCCACACCUGUGUGACAUCUGUGGCCGAGGGUUCAGCAACUUCAGCAACUUGAAGGAGCACAAGAAGACACACACGGCGGACAAAGUGUUCACCUGCGAUGAGUGUGGGAAGUCGUUCAACAUGCAGAGGAAGCUGGUCAAGCACAGGGUGCGGCACACGGGCGAGCGGCCCUACAGCUGCGCUGCCUGCGGGAAAUGUUUUGGGGGCUCGGGGGACCUCCGCCGGCACGUGCGCACGCACACUGGGGAGAAGCCGUACACGUGCGAGAUCUGCAGCAAGUGCUUCACGCGCUCGGCUGUGCUGCGGCGGCACAAGAAGAUGCACUGCAGGGCGGACGCCGGCAGCCCGUGCGCGCUGGACGAGCUGGGCGCGACCGUGGAGGCCUCGGACCUGGACAGGUCUCAGAGCUCGGACUCCUACUCCCAGGAUGUGGCGGUGGCGCUGAUGCCCGUGUCCGUUAAACUCCAGGGCCAGCCGGCAGAAAGCUCGGCGUUUGACAACCAGGCCGCGGGCGCCUACUGCAAGCUACGCCCGGUGGUGCCGCCUCCCGGCGUCUCGGAGCCCGAGAAAGCAGGCCUGGAGCCUGAGAAGCUGGGGAAGCUGGCGCUGCCGCAGGCGCAGGCCUACGCCUACACGGACGUGGACAGCACGGCCGGCGGCGAGCCGCUGCAGGCCGACGGCAUGGCCAUGGUCCGCUCGUCUCUGGCUGCUCUGGACAGUCACUGCGCUGACCCCCUGGGCGCACGCACGGCUUCCACGGCCUACAGGAACUCGGAGGGCCAGUUCUUCUCCAGCAUGACGCUCUGGGGGCUGGCCAUGAAGACGCUGCAGAACGACAACGAGCUGGACCAGUGAUGGCCACGCCCCCACGGCUGGGAAGCGGUGCACGCUGUGGCAGGGCCAACGAGGGAGGCAGCGCCAGCCUCCGGACACCCUCAUCAGCUGCGCUAAGGGAAAUGGAGAUGUACCACACAGAUACUAUUUUUGUAUUUUCCAAGCUUGAAAUUUGUAGCAUCUUGUAUUUUUAAAUAUUUACACAGAUUCUAUUUGUAUUUGAAACUCAUAAUUUAAUUUGA